AUUAAUGUAUGGGCAGGUGUAAUUGGUGAUAGAUUGGUAAAUAUUCUUACGAAAUAACAAUUUUUCUUUUGCUAUACUUAUACAUAUACUCGACGCGUAUAUUAAUAACUGUUACAAAUAAUUACCGCUCUUAUAAAUUACUACUAAUUUUUAGAUUGGCCCAUUCUUUCUGCCACCACGGCUUAAUGGAGAAGUAUACGGACAUUUUUUAAUUAAUGAGUUGCCGCUUCUUUUAGAGGAUAUUCUUCUACAUGUUCGGAAUAAUAUGAUUUUCCAACAUGAUGGAGCUCCGGCACACUUCUCCCGUCGUGUGCGUGAUAUCUUAGACGCACGUUUUCCAGAUAGAUGGAUGGGUCGAGGUGGCCCAAUCGCCUGGCCACCACGAUCGCCGGAUUUAAACGUGCUCGACUACUUCGUAUGGGGCCACAUUAAAACGAAGGUCGAGCACAUGCGUGAACGUGGCGAAGCUGAGGUGCGCGAAGCGAUAUCAGCGGCCUUUCAAACAAUAACGCCAGACAUGAUACGCCGUGCAACACAGCAGAUUGUUCGAAGAGCCGAACUGUGUUUAGAAACACAAGGCAAACAUUUCGAGCAAUUAUUGCAUUAAAAUAAUGAGAGUGGAUUAGGCCUACUGGGGAAACCACUUAAAAAAAAACGUGCCAAGCUAUCUACCUCGGUGGUGGUGCGGAAACGAUAGCGUUUUCGUGGAUUUGCGAAGUUUUUGACUCUGCAAUACUGUAGCUAAGAGUAAAGCAGAACGUUGUUGCAAUUUUUAUAUUAAAAAAACAAAGAUAAAAAGAUGUAUGUCGCGAAUUUAGCAGAAUACCUUUCCCUCUAAAGUAUUUACAGAAACACAAUAAACAGCAUUUCUAACAACAGUUCCAAUCAAUACUAUUCGAGUUUCAUUAUGUGUCAUAAAAUUUUUUUUUAACGAAAUUACUUUUUCUUGAACACUUUUAAUAUUAAACGCGAUACAACACUCAGAGAGAAAAUAUCGCGCUGAUUAUUUAUCGCAGUUCUAGUGAUAAUUUUCGCUAAUUUUUUUCUUCGAGCGUGUUUAAUAAAAAUUUUUAUUUAAAUUACACAAAAUAUAAGUAGAUAGUACAAUGUGAAGAUGUUAUUAAAAGUGAUAAUAUUU
Molecule: messenger RNA, 1138 nt
Organism: Monomorium pharaonis (pharaoh ant)
Lineage: Eukaryota; Metazoa; Arthropoda; Insecta; Hymenoptera; Formicidae
Exons: 1
Coding region: 266-607 (113 amino acids)
Molecular function (GO): nucleic acid binding
Source: RefSeq, a predicted model, not a curated record